Molecule: messenger RNA, 2680 nt
Organism: Hyphopichia burtonii NRRL Y-1933
Lineage: Eukaryota; Fungi; Ascomycota; Pichiomycetes; Serinales; Debaryomycetaceae
Gene: SSN6
Product: transcription regulator
Exons: 1
Biological process (GO): regulation of gene expression
Molecular function (GO): protein binding; chromatin DNA binding; RNA polymerase II cis-regulatory region sequence-specific DNA binding
Source: RefSeq, a predicted model, not a curated record
UUUUAAGUUUAAUCUGGAAAUUACAUAUUCAUUUCAACUUAAUACUUCUUUUCUUUCUUCAAGUUGUUAUAACCUCCGUUUCUUUGGUUUUCUUACUGUUUUGAAUCUAAGUAUGGCCACUAGUUUACCCGUUCAAAUGGCCCUCAAACAAAACGGGUCCUUACCUCCAGGUGUAGUCAGCAUGGGAGGACCCCCAAUUCCAGGAGCUGGUGCUACAGCACCAGCGCCUCCUACCCUUGUUGCUGGCCAUCCAUCUCAGACCUUGCAUGCCAUGGCCCAUGCGUCCAAUGGAGCAGCUGCCAAUGCUUCGCUACCUCCAGGAUCUACACCAUCGAGUAAUCCCGCCGUGGCAGCGGCGGUUAGUGCACCAACUAACGGGAAUGCUCAAGAUACUAUAUCCAACAUUUUAUCAGAAACCACUGCGGCCACUUGGUUAGCAAUUGGGUCCUUGGCCGAAAGUAUAGGGGAUUUCGAUAAAGCUUUAACGUCUUAUGAGUCGGCAUUAAGACAUAGUCCAAACUCUCCAGAAUGUUUAACUAAAUUGGCCAAUAUUUUCCGGUUCAAAGAUGUUUUUUUCAAGGCUGCUGAAUUGUAUGAACAAGCGCUUAAUUUUAACCCGGAAAAUGGUGAAACUUGGGGGUUAUUAGGUCAUUGUUAUUUGAUGUUGGAUGAUUUACAAAGGGCUUAUGCUGCUUACCAACGAGCUUUAUACUAUUUAGAUAAUCCCAAUGUUCCUAAAUUAUGGCAUGGGAUUGGGAUUUUAUAUGAUCGUUAUGGCUCAUUGGAAUACGCCGAAGAAGCUUUUGUAAGGGUUUUAGAAUUGGAUCCAAAUUUCGAUAAAUCAAAUGAAAUUUAUUUCAGAUUAGGAAUUAUUUAUAAACAUCAAGGUAAAUUACAAAGUGCUUUGGAAUGUUUCCAAUAUAUCUUAUCAAAUCCUCCUCAUCCUUUAACUCAACCGGAUGUUUGGUUCCAAAUUGGGUCGGUUUUGGAACAACAAAAAGACUGGAAUGGCGCUAAAGAUGCUUAUGAAAAGGUUUUACAAGUUAAUCCUCAACACGCUAAAGUUUUACAGCAAUUGGGCUGUUUGUAUUCUCAAGCUGAUUCGUCUCCCUCUUCUAAUACUCCAACAAAUUCAAACUCAAAUAAUAAAGAUGUUUUCACCCAAGAUUUAAAUAUUGCUCUUAAAUACUUAACUCAAUCGUUAGAAAUUGAUCAAAGUGAUGCUCAUUCUUGGUAUUAUUUAGGUAGAGUUCAUAUGAUUAGGGGUGAUUUUAAUAGUGCUUAUGAAGCUUUCCAACAAGCUGUUAAUCGUGAUUCUAGAAAUCCAACUUUUUGGUGUUCUAUCGGGGUUUUAUAUUAUCAAAUUAGUCAAUAUCGUGAUGCUUUAGAUGCUUAUACUAGAGCUAUUAGAUUGAAUCCUUAUAUUUCUGAAGUUUGGUAUGAUUUAGGUACUUUAUAUGAAACUUGUAAUAAUCAAAUUAGUGAUGCUUUAGAUGCCUAUAGACAAGCUGAAAGAUUAGAUCCUGGUAAUCCUCAUAUUAAAGCUAGAUUAGAUCAAUUAAUUAAAUAUCAACAAGAAGGUAAUACUCAUCCUCCUCAGCCUCCUCCUGUUAAUCAACAACCAAGACUUCCUCAAGGUAUGGUCUUGGAAAGUAAUCAACAAGACCAACAACAUCAACAACAUCAACAACCUCCUCAGCAAAUUCCCCACCAUCAACCAAACCAACACUUGAACGUAAAUCAUCAUGAUCCUCCUCAAAUCUUACACCAAGCUUCUCCUCAACCUCCUCAACAAAUUCAUCAACAACCUCCAGUUCAAGUUCAUUAUCAACCACCUCCUCCUCAACCUCAGGUACCGCAACAACAACAACAGCAACAGCAACAGCAACAACAGCAACAGCCUCCUCAACUGGUCCAACCGGUCCAACCUUCGAAAGAUGCUCAGACUACUCAAGCAACUACCUCUAAUCAACCUUCAAAUCACCCAUCUCAGCCUCCUUCUGCUCAACCUACUCCUAUCCAACAAACUUCUAGUAAAGGAUCACCAGCCACUGCAAAUUCAAAUACUGCUACCCCUGCUCCUGCUACUUCUGCUGUCCCAGUUUCUGCCCCUAUACCAACUAAUGGAACAGUCAAACAUGAUUUAGAAGAUAAGUCAGAUGAUAAGAUAUUGAAAAAACAUAUAACAAAUGCUACUUCUGCAGGUCAACUUCAACCUCAACCUCAACCUCAACCUCAACCCCAACCUCAACCCCAACAGAAGAAUACACCAAACUCUUUUAGCUCUUUGAUGAAUGCUGCAAAUGCCGCAGCUUCCGAAUCAAGUGCAAGUCCAAUCGAAAAGCCUUCUGGUGUAAAGAGUGAACCUAAUGCUGUGAAUUCAAACAGUAAAGAUAAAUCUGAAAAUAAAUCACCAACUCCUCCUGUUUCUGCUCCGGCUGUACCCCAAUUCUCUUCAAAUGUAAACGGUGAAACCUCCAAAAAUGAGAAAAACGAGGAAAAGAAAGAAAAUGGAGCUAAAGAUGAAGAUGAAGAGGAUGAUGAAAAAGAAAAGAAAGAUGAACCAGUAGAACCUCCUAUGAGAAAAGUUGAUGAAGAUGAAAAUUACGAUGAUGAAUAAUUCCAAUUCCGCUUACAUUGUGUGAUGACUCUACAUUUUAAGAUAUUCAAAACUCAUCCC